This is a messenger RNA of Limulus polyphemus (Atlantic horseshoe crab), 1079 nucleotides long. RefSeq names its product proliferating cell nuclear antigen-like. The transcript has 6 exons. Gene Ontology annotation, molecular function: DNA binding; DNA polymerase processivity factor activity. Gene Ontology annotation, cellular component: PCNA complex. The record is from RefSeq and is a predicted model, not a curated record. Lineage: Eukaryota; Metazoa; Arthropoda; Merostomata; Xiphosura; Limulidae. Gene Ontology annotation, biological process: mismatch repair; regulation of DNA replication; translesion synthesis. The coding region runs from base 200 to 985 and encodes 261 amino acids.
UCUUGUGGCGCCAAAACUGAUUUUGGCGCUAAGUUUUUAGCUCAAGUAUCAUGCAUUUUUCGGUUUUAGCUUAGUGUUCAGUGGGAUAACUGCGAAGGAGGCAAGAUUCAUACAGUGUCUUCAGAUUUUAUAAAACGUUUCAUCAGAAGUAUAUUAUAACUUAGUAAACCAAUUUUAUCUCAUCUUAAAUAUAUAUAAAAUGUUUGAAGCACGUCUUGUUCAAGGUUCUCUAUUGAAGAAAGUUUUAGAAGCUAUAAAAGACUUGAUCAACGAGGCAACAUGGGACUGCUCAGCCACGGGUAUCAGCUUGCAAGCGAUGGAUAAUUCUCAUGUCAGUCUUGUCUCUGUAAAUUUAAGAAGUGAUGGUUUCGACAAGUACCGAUGUGACAGAAACAUUUCUAUGGGUAUGAAUCUUGGAAGUAUGUCUAAAAUUCUAAAAUGUGCAGCUAAUGAUGACAUUAUUACUGUCAAAGCCCAGGAUGAAGCAGAUUCUGUAACCUUUGUCUUUGAAGCACCUAAUCAAGAAAAAGUAUCUGAUUAUGAAAUGAAGUUAAUGAACCUCGAUACAGAACACCUUGGAAUUCCUGAUACAGAGUAUAGUGUCGUCAUAAAGAUGCCUUCUGUUGAGUUUCAGCGAAUCUGUCGUGACCUCAGUCAGAUAGGAGAUUCUGUUAUAAUUUCAUGCACAAAGGAAGGGGUGCAAUUUUCAGCAAGUGGUGAUCUUGGCACUGGAAACAUUAAGCUGUCCCAGACAGCAAAUGUUGAUAAAGAAGAAGAAGCCGUGGUCAUCGAGAUGCAGGAGGCAGUCUCCUUGACAUUUGCUUUACGUUAUCUCAACUCUUUCACUAAGGCUACUCCUCUUGCUGCUCAGGUCCAGCUGUCAAUGUCUGCUGAUGUUCCACUCGCUGUGGAAUACAAGAUUGCCGACAUGGGUUACAUGAAGUAUUAUCUUGCACCAAAAAUUGAAGAUGGUGACGAGAGCUAAAAAUUCUGAAAUGCUGGAGUGGAGUUCUUAACCUCUUUUUUUCUCUCUCUGUUUCAAAAUUGUAUGUAAAUAAUUCAGUGCAACCAUUUUUGUU